CAGGAGGCGGGGGCGGAUGUUCCGGGCGCGGGCGGGCGGGAGGUGCCGAGGCGCUGCCCCUCUUCAAGAUGGCGGCGGCUCCCUCGGCCCGUUCCCCCCGCUCCUUCCUGCGCAGGCUCCGCAGACCCCCCUCCAAGAUGGCGAUUGUGUCAUAACAACAAUAUAAACGAGCAGUGAUGGAAUCACUGGAUACUGAGGUGAGAGCACGGAAGACUCUGGGGACUGUUGAAUAUGUAGAGUCUUCAGGUUUCACCCAGGGAAUACUGCCAACCAAGAAGGAUGUGGUUCAGAACAUGCUGUAUUUACUGCAGCCCAAACGAGCUGGCCAGGCCCAGCGGUCCAAAGAGGAUGCGGCCCAGUUGCUUGCAGAGCACCUGCAGGAGCACUGGCUGGUUUGCAACUUGCACACCAUAGCGACACAAAAUAUAAAGAAACUUAUCCUCAAAAUGUACGAGGAGUUUACCCGAUUGUAUCAGACCAGGAAGCAGAGACAGAACCAGGCUUUUACUGAGAGAGCAGACAAAUUCAACGAGAGUUCAGAGAAGCUCUUUGACGUGUUUUGCACAGACACGCAGACAAGAAAUAAACUGGAGGAGUGCAGUGGGAUAAAAAUGACUAGCAUCGAGUGGAAAUUCCUUGAAGAUCAAAGAAGUGAGAGAAAAAUGUACUAUGAAGAUUUCACAGACAAGCAAGAAUUGAAGAUGAUGGACAGAAGACAAAAGAUACAGUGUCUGGAGCACUUCAGAAAACUCGCCAGGGAGGAGAAGGAAGGAAACAAAGCGAAGGGAAUGAAAUUCAAAAGUGAUGAGCAAUCAGAUGAAGGCACGAGUGUGGAUGAAUCCUACCCAGCUGAGGAGGAGAAUGGCGGGGCCCCAGCUUUUUCACUACGGGGCAGAAGGAAGCGCCUGUGCACCACAACUCCUGAAAGCACUGCCAUGCCACUGGAGUGCCAGCAUAUAAGAAUGAGCAUCAGGAGGGUUAGACCUGGUUUCUAUGAGACUGUGGAGAAGGUCAAAAACUGCUAGUGCAUACCACAGUUGGCAGGCAGAGCUGCUGGAGUAUGAGGUGGCAAUGCACACGUUAGGCAAGUUUGAAAUCCCACCAUCAAUUGGAAGUGAUUGUUGUAGAUCCCCAAGACAGAGCUCAGGAACAUCCUGCUUCCAGGGAAAAGCGCUGGGAUGACAGCAACAGCAACAAGGACUAAACCACGUGAAUUUGGAAGGAUAAGUAGCCAGCAGCUUAUGAUGCAAAGGCUGAAACGUAGCAGAUGAUCUAAGGUUACAUAGCAUAUAAGCCUCUUCUUCCAAGGUCCUGUCUACACCAGUGGGUUUUUGGAAGUCUCUCACCAUUUCUGGGCCAGUGGUGACCUAACAGUAUGAAACAGGACUCGGAUUUACUGCAGGGAAAUAACUUGACUUGUUGCCACCAGGAAGUAUGAGUGCUGAAAAGCCCUAACGCGUUCUGGUUUCAGUGGAAGUGAAAGGUGCUUGGCCCCUUUCAGCAGAAUUUGAUGUUGCUGUGAGGAAGGAAGGUGAUUUUCAGCUUGUAUUGCCCAGUCCCGGAGAGGAGCCCUGCAGUUUUGCGAAGGGAUUGCUCUCUUGCUUGAGGAAGGGAGGAGAAGAGAGAUCAGGAGACAUUUGAGUGCUUUGGCUGUAAAAGCAUUGGCGAUUCUGAAUGUUUUAUUCCAGAUUCUAUUUUAAUGAUGUUUCCUUGAUCAGGAUAAACCUUCCCAUAAUUGGAUGAAUUAUAACAUGAAGUCCCUAAUCUAGGAUCUAAGGUGUGAAUCCUAAAUGAAGUGGUAAUGCUUUA
This is a messenger RNA of Melopsittacus undulatus (budgerigar), 1809 nucleotides long. RefSeq lists its product as uncharacterized. The transcript has 2 exons. The record is from RefSeq and is a predicted model, not a curated record. Lineage: Eukaryota; Metazoa; Chordata; Aves; Psittaciformes; Psittaculidae. The coding region runs from base 177 to 1025 and encodes 282 amino acids.